Cloeon dipterum is the source of this 753-nucleotide messenger RNA. RefSeq names its product succinate dehydrogenase cytochrome b560 subunit, mitochondrial-like. The record is from RefSeq and is a predicted model, not a curated record. The coding region runs from base 137 to 652 and encodes 171 amino acids. Gene Ontology annotation, cellular component: membrane. Gene Ontology annotation, biological process: mitochondrial electron transport, succinate to ubiquinone; tricarboxylic acid cycle. The transcript is spliced from 3 exons. Lineage: Eukaryota; Metazoa; Arthropoda; Insecta; Ephemeroptera; Baetidae. Gene Ontology annotation, molecular function: oxidoreductase activity, acting on the CH-CH group of donors; electron transfer activity.
CCAUGCGCAUCUUUACUCCUCCCCUCCAUUAAAACUUUCCGAGCCUGCCAGCUGCUUGAUUUACAGCUGAAUCCGAACUCGACUUCACUGACGAAAAAUUUGUUUCUAGCCUUAAAAGACUAAUCUCGAGUCAAAAAUGUCGAUUGCCCUCAGAAGAUUAAUGGCCUGCCCAGGCCUUCAUCGUGGGGCCUUCGGCGGCGUGAUGGGCCCGCAAAUCCGAACGGUCGUUCUGCGCUCGCAGCCGGCCGCCGUCAAGACAGCAGAGGACUUCUUUGAGAAGAACGAGCGGCUGAAGAGGCCGAUGUCUCCUCACCUGACCAUUUACAAGCCACAGAUCACCUCGAUGCUGUCCAUUUCGCACCGCAUCACCGGUAUCGCCGUCACGGGCUACGUGUACGCCUUCAGCAUUGGAAUGAUGUGCCUGCCGGCCUCGUUCCCGCAUUACUGCGCCGCGCUGGCCACCGCCAGUCCCGCCCUGCUGUUCUCGGCCAAGUUCUUGCUCGCCUUCCCCUUCGCCUACCACACAUGCAACGGCGUCAGGCAUUUGGUGUGGGACUUGGCUAAGGGCUUGGAAAUCAGCCAGGUCUACAAGACUGGCUACACCAUGUUGGCCGCCACCAUCCUCCUCACCCUGGCUCUCCUCUCCUGCUGAGCUAGUGUAAAAUUAGCUGUUGAUCUGGAUCAGAAGGAGCCACUAGUUCUGUAAAUAAUAUAUUUAAUAAAAACAAAAAUGGAAUUCUCACUCAGUUACUA